Notothenia coriiceps (black rockcod) is the source of this 3095-nucleotide messenger RNA. RefSeq names its product Rho guanine nucleotide exchange factor (GEF) 19 (gene arhgef19). Gene Ontology annotation, biological process: activation of GTPase activity; regulation of actin cytoskeleton organization. NCBI's taxonomy places the organism in Eukaryota, Metazoa, Chordata, Actinopteri, Perciformes, Nototheniidae. The transcript is spliced from 11 exons. The record is from RefSeq and is a predicted model, not a curated record. Gene Ontology annotation, molecular function: protein binding; guanyl-nucleotide exchange factor activity. The annotation marks the transcript as partial.
UACUUUCCCGCAGCAAUCCUGUACCAGGAAUACAGCGACGUGGCCAUCAACAGAGAGAUCCAGAGGCAGCAGGGGAAGGAGCCUGGCCCAGAGGAGGAGGGUCUCAGGGACGAGGGGUCAGACGGGAUCCCCUCUCCGUCCAAUCUGUCCCCGUCCAGCUCCUUCCGCUCCUCACAAGGCUCUGCCUUUGCACUUUGGCAGGACAUCCCCGAUGUUCGCUCCAGCGGCCAGCUCGACAACUUCAGUAACGAGGAGCGGAAAUUACAGGAAGCCAAGUUUGAGCUGGUGACAUCAGAGGCGUCGUAUAUUCGCAGCUUGACCAUUGCAGUGGACCACUUCAUGUUGUCGCAGGAGCUCGCAGAGUGUAUCGGGACUCAGAACAAGCAGUGGCUCUUCUCGAAGCUGCCUGAAGUCAAAGGCGUCAGUGAGAGGUUUCUUCAGGACCUGGAGCACAGGCUGGAGGAAGACAUUCUGCGUUUCGAUGUGUGCGACAUCGUCCUGGAUCACUGCCCGGCCCUGCGGAGGGUUUAUUUACCUUAUGUGACCAACCAGGCGUACCAGGAGCAGACGUACCAGCGUCUGCUGCACGAGAACCCUCGCUUCCCCGGGAUCCUGGCUCGUCUGGAGGAGGACCCCGUCUGCCAGAGACUUCCUCUCACCUCUUUUCUGAUCCUCCCGUUUCAGAGGAUCACACGGCUGAAAAUGCUGGUGGAGAACAUCUUAAAGAGGACGACACCGGGCUCCCGAGAUGAGGACACUGCCACGAAAGCUUUCAAUGAGCUAAAAAAGAUCAUCAAAGAAUGUAACUCCAGCGUGCAGUCGAUGAAGAGGAUGGAGGAACUGAUUCACCUCAAUAAGAAAAUCCACUUUGAGGGAAAGAUCUUCCCUCUGAUCUCUCAGUCUCGCUGGCUGGUGAAACACGGAGAGCUGCUGGAGGUGGACACGCAGAUGAUGAGUAUUUCUGGAUCAAAGCUCAAGUUGCCCACCAAGCCGGUGUACCUCCACCUGUUCAAUGACUGUCUGCUGCUGUCCAGGAGGAAGGACACGUGGAAGUUCAUGGUGUUUGUCUACGCUAAGAUAGGAGAGCUGAAAGUGAAGGAUCUCAGUCAGAAGCUGCAGGGCAUCUCAGGCUUCAUCUUCCACCUGCAGCUGUGUGAACGCCAGCAGCUCAAACACCAGAUCCUGCUCAAGUCCAACACCGAGAGCGGGAAGCAGAGAUGGAUCACAGCCAUGUUUCCAUUUGAUCCGCUGGAAGACAUCGGGCACGCCACUGAGAAUGACGAUAUAGCCCAGGUUCAGUGCAUCAAAAGCUAUCAGGCCCAGGAGCACGACGAGCUAACCCUGGAGAAGGCCGACAUUCUUCACGCUAAGACCAUUACAAGUGAUGGCUGGGUGGAGGGCAUCAGACUGUCUGACGGGGAGAGGGGCUGGUUCCCCAAAACCUACGUGGAGGAAAUCACGAGUCGCAGCGCUCGCCUCCGCAACCUCCGGGAAAAUAUCCGCAUUAAAUGUGUCACGCAGAAACUGAAGGGGGGCGACUGACGCUUCUACUGCAGCUUGUCGAAGGUGCAUUUCACUUGCUGAGUUGCACUUAAAGUUACACAAAACUCCAAAUGCUUUCUCCUCAAGUCCUACACUUUGGGCUUGAUGUAUCCUUAGCUAAGGGACUUGCUUAAGAGUAGUGCACAGAAUCUUAAAGGUUUUCUUAAGGCAUUUUUUGCAUGAAAAGUGAUGUUACCAUAAUGAAAGACUUAUAAUUAGUGAUAUCUGCAUCUUCUCACCAAUUUGGCCUCUUGAUUGUGUUUUUUACUGUUGCUCAAGAAAAAAAGAAGACGAGAACUCCAAAUUAGUCAGAGAAGUAAAACAUUAUACUUAUGGAGGAAUACAAAUAACUGAAAACAACAAAUGUGGGAGGAAGUUGUGGAUGGAUGUGGGACCGAAAAUAUGUUGAGUACGCAGGUGCUUAAACCUCCAACACUUUUUACGUUGUGAGAACAUUUUCACAUGCUGGAUGAAAGUGGAAAUUAAAAAGCUUUUGAUGCCCUUGUCCAUUUUUAGAUUAAAAUGUUUUUAUACAAUGACUUUGUAGACAAACGUUUCCACCAGGACAGUUCUAACAUUUCUGCCACUCAAUCACUUUAUGACUGUUUUCUAUGAAUGCAUCCAUCACCAUUUCAAAAGCCUGAGAAACAUGCACAUUUACCGGCACAGGAAAUACAUGUUAUCAUUCUUUGGUUGAUGUCAGAGUUAGUUUUUAUCCUGUCAUGUCUCAUAUGGACAGAUUCCCUUUUAAGCAGUCCACGUAUUCAACAAACAUGUGCCCUAGUUACUGAAAUAAAUAAAAGCCUGGUGCAAAAGUUUAUUAAUUCCACGUGUUAAAUGUUGGACUGUUAAAACAUGUUUGCCCCUUAUUAAGAGAACGACUCCCUCCCCUUAGGCACUAUCAAUGUCUGUCUAGUAACUGUUUUUUAAGACUGCAUGAACUCUGAUGGUUGUCUAAUAAGGCAGCUGCAGAAUGAUGGUUUACUUUACAUUUUUCUAAUGAUUUCACAAUUCUUUGAAAAACAAAUGAAGGACAGACUUUCCUCUAAACAAGCCUGCAUCACACAACUUCUGUUGUUCCUAAUCUGACUAAAGGAUUACACUGUCUAUAUUCUGUAUUUUUAUUAUUGUCAAGAAAUCCCACGAACUGAUCGAAAGAACAACAAUGUACUUAUCUUUCUGACAGGUAUUAUUAGUGUGGCUACUUCCUGAUAUCUUCCUGUGUGCCAUAAAGCUCCAUAGUUUUCCAAAAACUAUUAGAAACACAAACUUGAUCACACUAGUACAGUAUGUGACAUCAUUACCAUGAACACACACUGGAAUGUACCCCAAAUGUACCACUCUACUGAUUCUAGAUCACUGUAUUCCUCCACCGCUAGAAAUAGUCCAUAACUAAUGCACUACUUACUUUAGUUUCAGUAAAAUGUGUUGAAAACUAGAGUGACCAGCUGUUUAAGUGAAUAAUUAAGCCUUUGUAAUAUUGAAAUUAUAUAUAGAGUGGUGCAAGAAAACGAGUUAGCAUUUUAGCACUUUGGGGUUUCCUUAUCUCUAUU